Trypanosoma brucei brucei TREU927 is the source of this 237-nucleotide messenger RNA. RefSeq lists its product as hypothetical. The transcript has a single exon. The record is from RefSeq and is a predicted model, not a curated record. Lineage: Eukaryota; Euglenozoa; Kinetoplastea; Trypanosomatida; Trypanosomatidae. The coding region runs from base 1 to 237 and encodes 78 amino acids.
AUGCGCCUGGCUGUAAAGCAAGAAUCCUUCCGUUUGGAGGUACUGAUGAGUCGCUUGCAGUCCGAAUGUUUUACAUUUUGCUGCAAGAAUCUCAGCAGUAAAGAGUUAACCAUGGAUGAGGUGAAGUGUGUGGAGCGUUGUGCGGUAAAAUAUUUGCAGGCAAGCGAUAUUAUCAACCGAGCACUCGAUAAGGGGGAGUCGGGUGGUGGUGCUGUGAAGCAAAUGUUGAAGUUGUAG